AGAAUUAGAGCAUUCUGUCUUUCCCAAUUAAAUUCUUAAUGGCCCAGCAGGCCCACAACCUUGACUAACUUAAUUUAGACAAAAGAAAACUUUGUUUUCAUAAUUUCCUUAAGUAAAAUGCACAUGAGAAAAAAUUAUAUUUUAAAAUUAUUUCUAAUUGUUUGGUAUUGUAUGUACAGACUGCUGGACCCAGAACACAUUAGCUAUAUAAUUAGACUUAAUAUGAAUCGUGAAUGUCUAUCCACUAAUGUGUUUAUGACACUUAAUAAGGAUUAGAAGCCAAUCGCUGGCUCAGCUUUGAGGCAUGAACAUGUACCUGUAUGCAGUAUAGCCUUGUUACAUUCUCUCUACAUGUUUGUCAUGCUAUAUACAUGUAAACCUUUCACAUUUAACACUUUCUUUGAAUGGAGCCACAUGGGUAAGUCAUUUUUGAUUUUUUUACUGUCAAAAUUAUCAAUAAAGAAAAGCUCAGAGCUGGAGAUAAGUCAUCGGACUUAAAAUGUAGGUCAGCUAACAUGGCUGCGGCACAGUGAUUAUUGUGUAUUAGCUUGACUGCUCUUGUGUUAAUUUAAUUAAUUUCUUGUCUUGUUAGUAUGUAGUAGGAAGAAUUUAACAGUUCUGUCAUUGACUGCAAGUGUGCAUGUUUUUUGUCUGUAUUCCCGUCUAUAGUAUUCCUCAGCUGAUUUCCCAAAGCACAGCACAUCCACAUAAUGGCCUGCUACAUUUUAAGCCAUUAGUGCAUAUAGAGGCAGUCAUUUGCUGUUAGUCUCUCUCUUUUCCUCUCCUGUCCUCCAUGACUCCGCAAGUUCCAGUGCCCAGACCAUCAUAUUCUCAGGCCAGGGAGAGCCUGGUGAAGGCUGUUCCUCCUAAAAUCAUCUGUCUUCUGGCCUGUGGGGGGAGAGACUGCCGCUAUGAGGGUCCAGCAUGCUGGAGCAAGAGCCAGCAGGCCAUUAAAGGAGUCUUUAGCAGCUGGGUGACCGAUGACAUUAUUGCAAUGGCACGACCUUCUACAAAUCUCAUCAAGAGAUACAGCAUCAUAGAGCAGUUCAAACAGUUGAACAUUAAAUCCAUCAUUAAUAUGCAGCUCCCAGGGGAACAUGCUCACUGCGGCCCUCCUCUGGAGCCUGACAGCGGGUUCACAUAUUCACCUCAGAUCUUUAUGGACAGCCAAAUCUUCUUCUAUAAUUUUGGGAUGUCUGAUUUUGGAGUGUCAUCUCUGGAGGGGAUGGUGGAUGCUGUGAAGGUUUUGGCCUUCUCUGUGCAGGAAGGGAAAGUGGCUGUUCACUGCCAUGCUGGAUUAGGCAGGACAGGUGUUCUUAUCGCAUGCUAUCUAGUCUACACCUGUCGGAUCAGCGCUAGUGAAGCUGUUCACUACGUUCGGAUCAAAAGGCCUCGUUCAAUCCAGACUCGCUCACAGAUCAAUCUGGUGUUUGAUUUCGCCCGGCUGGUGGGCUCUCAGCUGGCCCAAUUCCCAUGUCUGAACAUGCGCCACGGUUCCACCUUCAGUCUUCGGCAGUACCUCCUGCGUCAGGCCCUUCUGCUGCACGGGGAAGAGGCCCGAACACUUAAACACACACCCAAGAUCCUGCAUGUACUCUGCAGCAUGCUUAUCACUAUAACCCAGGGAGCUGCUAGUCCUCUAGAGGUCCAGAGAGAACUGGAGAAGAGGGGGAACAUUUUGGCUCUAAAGAAGGCAGUGAAGGAGACACUUUUGAAGAGGAACCUUCCUGCUUUGAAGGAAAGGCGAGGCUCGAGCAGAACGUUCUCCUGCGAGUCGUGGGAUGAGCCAUUUGGAUUCUUGGAGAGGAAAAGAGAUGUCCUACUAAACAAGCGAAGCUACAGCGAAUCAGAUCUCAGCAAGAUUACCAUCAUUGAGGAUUUCAUGUUCUCAUACUACUCUCCUCAAUCUGGUGGAUACCAUAAAAUUAACAAUGACGAAAUCAGUCCAUCAAAAGAUGAGAGAAAUCUAACAGAAUCCCAAAAGAUUCCUCAUACCUUGAUGACAGACCAGUGCAAUGGAACAACAGCGAAACACGGCCCCAUUCCGCCAUCGGCUCCUCACUCAUAUGAGACUGCGAACAAGAAGACCAAAUGUACAACCAAGAAACCUCAAGCUUACCUAAAGUACAGCUCAAACAUUGAGUUACGACGAGAGGAUCAUACAUCAGAUCAGUCGUCAUUACCAAGAGCCGUCGCUAAGGCAAUGGCACAACAGCGCCCACCAGUGGACACUGUAUUGAAAAGAGCAGCGGUUUUGCAGGAUAAGCUCAACUUGAGUGAAUAUGGCUGGGUUACAUUAGUCAUGGAAACAGAUCCAGACGUUCUGAGCACACUGUUAUGGACCUGGCUGGACAAACUAAAGGACCCUGUUCUCAAUAAAGAUGACAUAGAGAGGCUAACCUCAACCUGGCCUGCACAAAACCCCCUUAUCACACUUCACAAGUCUCAGCGGCACACCAUCUGCUGCUUGCUGGACUGUGUGGGUCAUGUGGUGGUUCGAUGUCCUCAGUUUGAACACGCUAUACUACAGAGACUCAUUCGAGCUUUAACAAGACGCCCUCCAGAGGAAAUAGAGAGAAACAGCAUCUUGUUGCGCGUCCUCAGAUCUACAAUGAGAGAGCUGUACCUACACAACAACCACCAUCCAAAUACUGCAACACCAUCAGAGUGCUAGGAACAGUGGUUAAACUAAUAAAGAUAUACAUAUAGAGAAACAUUGUUUCAUUAACUGUAUGACUGAUCAAGUUAUUUGAUAUGUAUUUCAAUGUGUACAGUCGCCCCCAAAACACUUAUUUCACAUAUAAAACUUACUGUUUUUUUUUUUUGCAAUAGGUAGCAAAAUAUCAAGCCAAGUUGCAUCUGCAGAAUUAACUUUUCUAGCCAUUAAAGAAAAAAAAAAACUUUUUAAAGAGUGUAUAUAUAUUGUAAUAUAAUUUAAAACGUAUUUUUGUGAACUGUUUAGCCUUAAAGUGUGCCCAUGUUUUCUUUAUUCAUUCAUUCAUUUCUUUAUUUGUAAGCUUGCACCUCAGUUGGUUUGAUAUUUUGUUAGCUAUCUAAUGUAAUGGUAUUCGCACACAUUUUUAAGUGUCCAAAUAAUUGUAUGGUCACUGCAGGCAAACUUUUUAUUAAUGUAUAGGCUGGUUGUAACUUUGAAGCUGAUGAUUGUGUUUUGUAAGUGUUGUAUAGUCUAGUGUAAUCUGGUCUAAAGACAGUGUGUGUAUUAAACUUUGAAAUAUC
This is a messenger RNA of Ctenopharyngodon idella (grass carp), 3237 nucleotides long. RefSeq lists its product as uncharacterized. Gene Ontology annotation, molecular function: protein tyrosine/serine/threonine phosphatase activity. Bases 794 to 2674 code for a protein of 626 amino acids. Lineage: Eukaryota; Metazoa; Chordata; Actinopteri; Cypriniformes; Xenocyprididae. Gene Ontology annotation, biological process: protein dephosphorylation; cilium assembly. The transcript has 11 exons. The record is from RefSeq and is a predicted model, not a curated record.